Molecule: messenger RNA, 936 nt
Organism: Eurytemora carolleeae
Lineage: Eukaryota; Metazoa; Arthropoda; Copepoda; Calanoida; Temoridae
Product: UPF0314 protein RB9128
Exons: 7
Coding region: 282-863 (193 amino acids)
Cellular component (GO): plasma membrane
Source: RefSeq, a predicted model, not a curated record
CGUUUCUUUAUUAGAAGGUCGUUUAAAAUUACGACACCAUUCUCUUCAAAGACGACCUGAAAAUCUGUCAAGUCUGUCAGUCUCUUUUCUCUCUGUGGUCCAUGCAAUGAUGCAAAAUUGUGUGUGGGCCGGAGUUUCUAGAAUUUGCAGUGUGCAGACUGCAGAUCUAGGUUUGCAGGCGGCCAGGCCGGCUCCUCAGUGCAAAACAGUCUCACAGAAUAUUUUCUGUAGAACUGAAAGGUAUAAAUCUGUUCUAGAAGGAGAGUUUAUAAAUUGAGAUAAUGGCGUGGCAUAAAGGAGAAUGGUGGCCGUUGUAUGUCCCUGAAUGGUAUUCACCGAGGGUUUCCCAAUACUUCUUUGAUCCAUACAGCUUUACCCAUAUUCUUCAUGGAGUCUUCUUCUAUGGUUUGCUUGGUUGGUGGCCUCAGCUUAUCUGGGGGAAUUCUUGGUGGUGGGUUUGGUUGGCUGGACCCGGUGUUUCCUUCCUAUUGGAGCUAGCUCAUGAGUUUUUAGAGAACUCAGACCGGGUCAUUCAGAUGUAUAGGACUAAAUCUGGAACUUCAGGACUUUACCAGGGGGACAGCAUUCAAAAUAUCAUUGGAGAUUUGGUUUCAUGCACAUUUGGAUGGUAUCUCUCAGCACUCUGCGUUCAUUUUGGGGUUUGGUGGCUGAUAUUAGUGUGGACUAUUGUGUCUGAGCUUGCAUUAGUUUUCUAUAUGAGAGAUAGUUUAUUUCUCAUCCUGUUUCAGCUUACAUUCAAUAUUCAGGCGAUCAAAACAUGGCAGGCUGAGAAGGUUCCAGCACAUGGUAAACCUCAAACAAACCAAGACGAGAUAGAUGCUCUGAAGUCUCAUCCCUCAUAAACAAAAGUAGAAUUGGGAGUAAAAUUAAGCUAAAAAAUUGUUAAUGUGUAAUAAAAUAUUUUUUACCAAUUUA